AUGGCCGGUGUAUUGAGAGAAGUCGAUCCCACGAAAGCCGACCAGUCAACUAAGGGUUUCGAAGCGCAGGACAACCAAGAGGACGACUCAAGACUACAGCAGUGGCAAGACAUUGGCCACCAGUUUGAACCUGGAGAGCUUGAGCUACUCAAGCAAAGUAUCGUCCAGAUGGCUCUUAACAGGAUCGACGGCCAGGAUGAGCUGUUCGUUGGAGGACUUUGGGCUUUGCGCCGCUCCGACUCGCUGACCGAUCGUCGUAUUACCCACGUACUCUCCCUCGUCCCAUUCGACAUCUCGAGUCUCAAGAACUUCAAAGACGAGCCCUGGAUCGAUUACGGAAAAGACUUUCGUCACACGACCAUCGAUAUUGACGACGUGGAGGAUGCUGACCUGCUGAUUGAGCUGCCUAAAGCUGUCAGCUUCAUCGAGGAGGGUCUCGGCGCGAGUUGGCUUGGGGAUGAAGCGAAAGAGAAGGACGAUAACGAGGACGGGGGCGUCUCAUUAGAAAAGGGUGUUGAAGACCUCGAUAUCGGAGAGAAGAAGAGGAAGAAGAAGGGAGGUGUCUUUGUCCACUGCGCGGCUGGGAAGUCGAGGUCUGUUUCGGCGGUCAUUGCUUACUUGCUUCGCCGAUAUCCAAGCCGUUUCGACCCCAAUAUCACACCUACAUCCAUCUCGGACCCGACCCACUCUGUCCCGCAGACACCAACAGAGAAGCGCUCACGGAAGGAAACUGCACAAGAGGCUGUCCACGCUGCUCUGACGUUUGUUCGCCGAACCCGUCCCAUGGCGGAGCCUAACGAGGGGUUCAUGGAACAGCUUGCCCUGUGGUGGGAAAUGGGAUGCCCUAACGACGUGGAAACACACCCUGUCUACCAGCGAUGGGCUUACAAGCGUGAGAUUGACGAGAACCUUGCAGUAGGCCAGGCACCGACAAGGCUCCGUUUUGAAGAUGAAGAGACUCAGCCUCGCGACGAUUCAGGGCUUAGUCUACGGUGCAAGAAGUGCCGUCGGACUCUGGUCACGGCCCCAUUUAUCAUGGAGCACCGUCCCUCGGAUAAGAAGUCUUCGGCGCCUACGUGUCAGCAUUACUUUGUUGAGCCGCUCAGCUGGAUGCGCCCGGUACUUGAACAGGGAGAGCUCAACGGCCGGAUUGUAUGCCCCAAUGAGAAGUGCGGUGCCGGAGUUGGUCGGUACGACUGGAAGGGCUUUCGAUGUUCCUGCGGCGGAUGGGUGACGCCGGCCUUUUCGCUCCAGAAGGCGAGAGUGGACGACGUUGUGAAGCUGCCAGUGGGACAGAACAUGGGAAUACGGAUGCCGCCGGGCAUGGCCCCGCGGAAUGGUAACCUGUGA
Messenger RNA from Fusarium sp. VM40, 1350 nucleotides. NCBI's taxonomy places the organism in Eukaryota, Fungi, Ascomycota, Sordariomycetes, Hypocreales, Nectriaceae. The record is from the annotation of a GenBank genome assembly.